AUGAUGAAUUCACAAUACGGACAAGGGACUUUACGAUAUUUUUUCUUCCAUGGAAAUCAUGGAGGCAUACCCAUUCCACUUCACAUGUCUGUUGACGCCAAAAUCCUAGUGUUUAGUGGGGAAGGUCAAAUCUUAUUGGGUGACACUUUUGAAGAUAAUCCAUCCCGAUAUCACUUCAACAAUGGAAUAUACGAUAUCACGGAUGGCCAAAAGGAGAGGCCUCUUCCAGCAAAGCCAUUGGUUGAAAGGCUGAUGAAAAAUGUCUCGGUGCCUUCCCUUGUUUUGGCUGAAGUCCCUAGCCAUCAAAUGGGGAUCGGACUUCGAACACUAGAUCCGUUUGUUUAUGUACCUGACAGUCUGUCUUACAGCGCAGUUCUGGUUCUUGGAAGAGACGACCUCCACCCCUGCACUCCUGAUGACAGAGAAUACUUAGCCGUUAUGAUGCAAGCUUUUGUCCCUCGGAUUAUAUCCUCGAUGGCUCCGGCAGCUAGCAAGUACCUUCCAGGCGAUGCUCAUAACUUGUGUAUCGAGUUGGCCAAUAGCAUGGAACUCAUUGAAGACGACUUCAAUUUCCAGACUUUCAUCGCAAUGUACCGAGGACGUUACGUCCAAAAGCCAUUGCCGCAAAGAGCUGUGGUUGAGCUAUGCUUGCUUCAUGUUUUGAAAAUGCCCUUCGAGCUGAAUUCUGCCAUCCAGAACUCGCUUAUACGUUACUGA
Molecule: messenger RNA, 717 nt
Organism: Penicillium verrucosum
Lineage: Eukaryota; Fungi; Ascomycota; Eurotiomycetes; Eurotiales; Aspergillaceae
Exons: 4
Coding region: 1-717 (238 amino acids)
Source: RefSeq, a predicted model, not a curated record